UCUGAAAUGUUUUAACAUUGUAAACUGCUGCAUGAAAUUGAAGAACUAGUUUGCAUGAACUGAUUGCUAUGAAUGCAUUGUCAGAUCAUACCGCAGUCUGUUUGCUCUAGAUAUGGACUUGCUAUUGGUGCUACUGUGGCCCCCAUGGUUCGCAUACUAGUCUGGAUCUGUUUUCCAGUUGCAUAUCCAAUAAGCAAGUUAUUAGACUUGCUGCUUGGUGACGGGCAUAGAGCUCUGUUUCGUCGGGCUGAAUUGAAAACCCUAGUUAAUUUGCAUGGCAAUGAGGCAGGUAAAGGUGGAGAACUGACACAUGAUGAGACAACAAUUAUUGCAGGGGCACUUGAACUCUCUGCGAAAACAGCUAGUGAUGCCAUGACUCCAAUAUCCGAAACUUUCACAAUUGAUAUAAAUGCAAAGCUUGACAGGUUCUUGAUGAAUCUAAUUUUGGAGAAAGGACAUAGCAGAGUGCCAGUCUACUACGAGCAACCUACAAACAUUAUUGGACUUAUUCUGGUUAAGAACUUGUUAACGAUCCAUCCAGAAGAUGAAGUCCCUGUGAAGAGUGUUACAAUCCGUAGAAUUCCAAGGGUUCCAGAAACUAUGCCAUUAUAUGACAUCUUGAAUGAAUUCCAGAAGGGUCACAGCCACAUGGCUGUUGUUGUAAGGCACUCCAACAACGCCACACAACAGCCAGCUAGCACAGAUCCUGUAGACAAUACGGUCAAGGAUGUGAGAGUAGACAUUGAUGGUGAAAAGCCCAAGGAGAAGAGUAUAAAGACCAAAAGACAGCUGAAGAAAUGGAAGAGUUUACCAAAUAAUGGAAAUGAUUCCCUCAAAGGUACACCUAGGAGCAAGAAGUGGACAAAAAACAUGUAUGCAGAAAUCCUACAAAUAGAUGAAAAUCCUCUACCAACUCUCCAUGAAGAGGAAGCAGUUGGAAUAAUAACCAUGGAAGAUGUCAUUGAAGAGCUUCUACAGGAGGAAAUCUUUGACGAGACUGAUCAUCACGUUGAAGAUUUAUGAUAUUGGUUCGUUGAUGCCUAUUGUAUUUAUGUUAUUGCAAAAAUAUAGAUGUAAAUGCCAGUAAAUUAUGCUACAGUGGUGUUAGAAAGAAUUUUGAUGUUGCCUUCGUAAAAAGUUGUAGCAGGACAGGACAUUUUAACGUGGUCGAAGAAACAUGGCCAUUAGUUGUUUGAGAGGAAAAUAUUGUUUCUACAUCCAUGUUGACAUUUUCUGUUGCUAGCCAAUAUGUCCAGGAUAUGACGCCAACUACCAUCACUUUUUAGAGCAUGUUUGUCUGAAGUUAAAAUGUUUAUCAUAAGAAAUGUAAUUUAUCUUAUUGGGGUUGA
Messenger RNA from Olea europaea var. sylvestris, 1349 nucleotides. RefSeq names its product DUF21 domain-containing protein At2g14520-like. Bases 73 to 1023 code for a protein of 316 amino acids. Gene Ontology annotation, cellular component: intracellular membrane-bounded organelle. The record is from RefSeq and is a predicted model, not a curated record. NCBI's taxonomy places the organism in Eukaryota, Viridiplantae, Streptophyta, Magnoliopsida, Lamiales, Oleaceae. Gene Ontology annotation, biological process: magnesium ion homeostasis. The transcript is spliced from 8 exons.